Bursaphelenchus xylophilus (pine wood nematode) is the source of this 2227-nucleotide messenger RNA. Lineage: Eukaryota; Metazoa; Nematoda; Chromadorea; Rhabditida; Aphelenchoididae. The record is from the annotation of a GenBank genome assembly.
AUGCAGGUGAAUAAGAGCGAAAGUGGUGUGACCGACCUUGAUUUAGAGAAUUUGGUACCUAAAAUGCAGAAAAAUCUUCGAGAAAUGUCGAAUCUCUCGCCAAAAUUGCCCUCUAUUCCUUCCUUGCCUCACCAAAAUUAUUCUGAUUGUGAUUCGCGAGUAGAAAAGACCGAGUUCUAUCGAGAAAGCAUCAAGAAAGCAUUAUCAGACACACACAUCAUGAAUACAUUAACAUUUGAACAAACUUACCUCUUGAGGAACGGGCGAAUGUCUUAUAUCACCGGUGAAGAGAAAGAAGAGUUCAUCUAUGACAUUCUACAUAACAUCUUCGUUGUCACAGAAGAGCUAGACCUUGAACAUCGCUGCAAAGUGUUGGAGAAACGACUUCGAGGAAGAAUCUUGGAGUUCUAUCAAGCUUUGGACAAGAGUACGGAUUAUUUCGGAGACAUUAUGGAUCCACUCAUGGAAGAAUUCGGGUACGAGAAAGACAUUGCAGUAGAUUACUUCUCAACAUUUCCUUGUUAUGAUCAAAUUUUGAUUCGUGACCCUCUACCAUCUCAAGACGAGGCCUAUAAUGCAUUCCAACUUCAGAAACAGCACUCAUCGGACAUCAAAAAACUCGAUUUACAUUGUAACUUCUGUGGAAAACCGAAUCAUCUCGAAAAGAGUUGCUUCAAGAAGAAACGAGAAUGUGUUUUGUCUUCAAAAGUCCUUCCAGAAUCUCAAGAGCAGCGUCAAAGUGACCUUUCUCAGUCUGAUCUGAACAACUCAUCACCUAUCGUUCAUGAUGACCACCCAAAUUUAACAUUCAGCAGUGAUCCAGAAGAAAUUACUGAUCCAAUGGAUUCUUACGACGAAAACUUUAACGAACUUUUACGAUGCUAUCAGCAGCUAUUGGGAAAAAAUAAAAGAAAUACUGGGGUAAGAACCAUCAUGAAGCUAGACAAUGAGAAGUUUACGGCCACUAAUGAGCCAUACCAAAGUAAAAAAGCUUGUGAAUCCGGUAGAAACAUCGAAGAGAAAGGUGAAGAGUGUUCAGGAUUUGAAAAUGGAGAUUUCGAAGAGCUGUUUUACGAACCAGAAGCACCAUUAUCGCACACAAAAGUCAAUUAUCAGACCGAUUAUACUUCAGAAUUAUCGAAAAGCGUGUUUAUGACCUGGAGUAAAGAGAAAACUAAAGAGAGUACUGAUUUUACAGAAAUUGUGGAUGAUUCUCUCUAUCAUGAGUGGAUAAAAGAUGACCCUAUAAGAAAGAAAUGCUCAGAAGUUGAUGUUAAUGUUGAGAAAUGUAAGGUUCAGAAUGAUUUGGAGAAUUUAGAAGAAUCAUGUGUCUUCGAGUGGAUGUCAAGUCUAAUCCUUGACCAGAAUAUUCACAUUUCGGAAAAUUACGAAAAGUACAAUCGCUUUUCUAGCUCGUUUCUACCCGCCAAAGGAUGUAAAUUUAAAUUUUCUCAAGACAACCAAUGUUUGAAUGAUGUAUUGGAUCAACGAAACUUGGUAUCAAAUUACUCGCGAAUCGAAGGGAAAGGAUGCAAGUUUAAGGAGAUAUUCGAAAAUUUUGGUUACGAAGAUUUCUCAAACGGCAAAAUUAUGAAUUCUAGUGAUCUGGAAAGGAAUGAAAAGACUAAAAACUCAAACUCUGAGACAGAUAUCACGUCACCUUACCAGAAAAUCAAAGGAAAAGGCACAAAGUUCAAACUUUUCGAGAUUAUGUGGACCUGUAUGGCAAAAUGUAUUGUAAAUUGCUAUUUUAUUGUGAAAAUACCGUAUUUUAUUGUAAUUUGGUGUAAUAUUUUGAAGGUAUUUCUGUUUUUGAUUCAAAAAUUCUCUAUUUAUUUAUUACGUUUCGGUAAAAAGUCAACUCUGAUAACAUGUUGGCCAGUUUCAGGAAUGCGAAAAAGCUUUCUGAAAACGCCGGGACGUCGUUUAGUUAUUGAGGGGGGAGCCAUGGGGUAUUUAGGAUAUUUUAGGGAUUUUAGGGACUUUUACAUUAACUUUACUCUCGUUUCAUGUCAACACCCGUCGCGCCAGUUCAAGUCACAUCAAGCCCAGUCAAGCCAUUUCCCGCCAGUUCGAGCCCGGUCCAACCAGUUCAAGUCAGAUCAAGCCAGUGACAAUCAGCACCGAGCAACGUCAACUCAACGUGACGUCGAGGACGCCGUCAACAUAUGGGAGGGGCGUGUGGAGCCAGCCGCAUCUGGGCCCUCAAUUGGUCCCGCAACGAUAA